Nomascus leucogenys (northern white-cheeked gibbon) is the source of this 3198-nucleotide messenger RNA. It is a transcript of the gene RNF220, whose product is annotated as ring finger protein 220. Lineage: Eukaryota; Metazoa; Chordata; Mammalia; Primates; Hylobatidae. The record is from RefSeq and is a predicted model, not a curated record. Gene Ontology annotation, biological process: protein ubiquitination. Gene Ontology annotation, molecular function: metal ion binding; ubiquitin protein ligase activity.
AGUGCCUGUAUGUGUGUGAGUGUGAGAGAAUGUGUGCGUGCGUGUGUGUGCGCGCGUGUGUGUGUCUCCUAGUCCCUGGGAGAGUGGAGGCUCAUUCACUGAUUAGAGCCAGCGCUGAGAGGCAGCACUGCUCCUUCUCUCACGCCAACCGAGUCUCUUGAUCUGUACAUGCAAUCCCAGGCAGCUCGCGAACACAAACCCGGGGCCAGCCGCCUACUGCUGCUGCUGCCGCUGCCGCCGCCGCCGCCGCCGCUGCCUCCGCCGGCUCUGCGAACCCGGGACUUUUCAUGCACCACACUCUCCGCCUGCUUCCCUCCGUGUCCUGAAAAGUGCGACCGUUCUCCCAAGGAAUUUCCACGGUCUUAGGAGGGAAUGAUUCCCCAGUAAUAUUCCCUGCCCUGACCCAAGGUGCCGCUUGGCCUCCCUCCCAGGGAAGACUGCUUCUUGUGUAACGCCGGCCACAGAAACAGACUCCGAUGGACUUACACCGGGCAGCCUUCAAGAUGGAGAACUCAUCCUACCUUCCCAACCCUCUGGCAUCCCCAGCACUGAUGGUCCUGGCAUCCACGGCUGAGGCCAGCCGUGAUGCUUCCAUCCCUUGUCAGCAGCCCCGACCCUUUGGUGUACCUGUCUCAGUUGACAAGGACGUGCAUAUUCCUUUCACCAACGGUUCCUAUACCUUUGCCUCUAUGUACCAUCGGCAAGGUGGGGUGCCAGGCACUUUUGCCAAUCGUGAUUUCCCCCCUUCUCUACUACACCUCCACCCUCAAUUUGCUCCCCCAAAUCUAGAUUGCACCCCAAUCAGUAUGCUGAAUCAUAGUGGUGUGGGGGCUUUCCGGCCCUUUGCCUCCACCGAGGACCGGGAGAGCUAUCAGUCAGCCUUUACGCCGGCCAAGCGUCUUAAGAACUGCCAUGACACAGAGUCUCCCCACUUGCGCUUCUCAGAUGCAGAUGGCAAGGAAUAUGACUUUGGGACACAGCUGCCAUCUAGCUCCCCUGGUUCACUAAAGGUUGAUGACACUGGGAAGAAGAUUUUUGCUGUCUCUGGCCUCAUUUCUGAUCGGGAAGCCUCAUCUAGCCCAGAGGAUCGGAAUGACAGAUGUAAGAAGAAAGCAGCGGCAUUGUUCGACAGCCAGGCCCCAAUUUGCCCCAUCUGCCAGGUCCUGCUGAGGCCCAGUGAGCUGCAGGAGCAUAUGGAGCAGGAACUGGAGCAGCUAGCCCAACUGCCCUCGAGCAAGAAUUCCCUUCUGAAGGAUGCCAUGGCUCCAGGCACUCCCAAGUCCCUCCUGUUGUCUGCUUCCAUCAAGAGGGAAGGAGAGUCUCCAACAGCAUCACCGCACCCAUCUGCCACCGAUGACCUCCACCACUCAGACAGAUACCAGACCUUUCUGCGAGUACGAGCCAACCGGCAGACCCGACUGAAUGCUCGGAUUGGGAAAAUGAAACGGAGGAAGCAAGAUGAAGGGCAGGUAUGUCCCCUGUGCAACCGCCCCCUGGCAGGAUCGGAGCAGGAGAUGAGUAGGCAUGUGGAGCAUUGCCUUUCUAAGAGGGAAGGCUCCUGCAUGGCUGAGGAUGAUGCUGUGGACAUCGAGCAUGAGAACAACAACCGCUUUGAGGAGUAUGAGUGGUGUGGACAGAAGCGGAUACGGGCCACCACUCUCCUGGAAGGUGGCUUCCGAGGCUCUGGCUUCAUCAUGUGCAGCGGCAAAGAGAACCCGGACAGUGAUGCUGACUUGGAUGUGGAUGGGGAUGACACUCUGGAGUAUGGGAAGCCACAAUACACGGAGGCUGAUGUCAUCCCCUGCACAGGCGAGGAGCCUGGUGAAGCCAAGGAGAGAGAGGCACUCCGGGGCGCAGUCCUAAAUGGCGGCCCUCCCAGCACGCGCAUCACACCUGAGUUCUCUAAAUGGGCCAGUGAUGAGAUGCCAUCCACCAGCAAUGGUGAAAGCAGCAAGCAGGAGGCCAUGCAGAAGACCUGCAAGAACAGCGACAUCGAGAAAAUCACCGAAGAUUCAGCUGUGACCACGUUUGAGGCUCUGAAGGCUCGGGUCAGAGAACUUGAACGGCAGCUAUCUCGUGGGGACCGUUACAAAUGCCUCAUCUGCAUGGACUCGUACUCGAUGCCCCUAACGUCCAUCCAGUGUUGGCACGUGCACUGCGAGGAGUGCUGGCUGCGGACCCUGGGUGCCAAGAAGCUCUGCCCUCAGUGCAACACGAUCACAGCACCCGGAGACCUGCGGAGGAUCUACUUGUGAGCUAUCUGCCCCAGGCAGGCCUCGCCUCCAGCAGCCCCACCUGCCCCCAGCCUCUGUGACAGUGACCCUCUCCCUUUGUACAUACUUGCACACAGGUUCCCCAUGUACAUACAUGCACAUACUCACAUAUGCGUACACACACACACACAUUUACACACGCAGGACUCUGGAGCCAGAGUAGAGGCUGUGGCCCAGGCACUACCUGCUGGCUCCCACCUAUGGUUUGGGGGCCAUACCUGUUCCAGCUCUGUUCCCAGGGUGGGGCAGGGAGGUGGGGGUUGGGGGAGUAGUGGGGCACGGCUCCUAAGAUCCAGCCCCCAGACUGACAGACGGACAGACAUGCAAACACCAGACUGAAGCACAUGUAAUAUAGACCGUGUAUGUUUACAAUGUUGUGUAUAAAUGGGACAACUCCUCGCCCUCUACCUGUCCCCUCCCCCUUUGGUUGUAUGAUUUUCUUCUUUUUUAAGAACCCCUAGAAGCAGUGCCUCCUUCAGGGUUGGCUGGGGGCUCGGCCCAUCCACCUCUUGGGGUACCUGCCUCUCCCUCUCCGGUGGUGUCCCUUCCCUCUCCCAUGUGCUCGGUGUUCAGUGGUGUAUAUUUCUUCUCCCAGACAUGGGGCACACGCCCCAAGGGACAUGAUCCUCUCCUUAGUCUUAGCUCAUGGGGCUCUUUAUAGGGAGUUGGGGGGUAGAGGCAGGAAACGGGAACCGAGCUGAAGCAGAGGCUGAGUUGGGCUAGAGGACAGUGCUCCUGGCCACCCAGCCUCUGCUGAGAACCAUUCCUGGGAUUAGAGCUGCCUUUCCCAGGGAAAAAGUGUCGUCUCCCCAACCCUCCCGUGGGCCCUAUGGUGUGAUGCUGUGUCUGUAUAUUCUAUACAAAGGUACUUGUCCUUUCCCUUUGUAAACUACAUUUGACAUGGAUUAAACCAGUAUAAACAGUU